AUGGCAGAAUCUCAGCCAAAGAAAAGAGCAUUCCGUAAGUAUACCUUCCGUGGAGUUGACCUCGAUGACUUGGUGAAGAUGGAAAAAGAAGAUUUUCUCAAGCUCCUUGGCUGCAGACAAAGAAGAAGACUUCUAAACAGAGAAGUUCCUCACAAAUAUAUCCGCUUUUACAAAAAAUGUGUGGCUGCCAAGAAAGAUACCCAAGUCGGAGAAAAGCCAAAGCCAGUCAAGACACACUUAAGAGACGCAAUCAUUUUGCCAGAAUUAGUAGGCUCAGUUGUUGGAAUUUAUAAUGGUAAAUCCUUUGUUCCAGUUGAAAUCAAGCCAGACAUGAUUGGACAUUACCUAGCAGAAUUUUCGCUUACAUACAAGCCAGUUAAGCACGGAAGACCAGGUAUCGGUGCUUCUAAAGGUUCGACUGCAGUUGAUCUUAAGUAA
Molecule: messenger RNA, 438 nt
Organism: Blepharisma stoltei
Lineage: Eukaryota; Ciliophora; Heterotrichea; Heterotrichida; Blepharismidae
Source: the annotation of a GenBank genome assembly